CAUUUGUUUCCAUUUCGGCGUUCCUUCUCUGGGUUCUUAGUCCUGAGAUCAGCUAACCACAUAGAGAAAGAAACGGCAGAAUCCCAUGCCAGAAACCGUCUGAACCAUUUUUCCUUCAGAUUUCCGGUGCUAGUUACCGUUUCACACCUGGGCUCUUCAUUCAGAUAGUCCUGUGAGGGUGCAAAUGGGGGCAGAAUGCAAAAGAGCUUUGCUUAAUGAUGAUCCAGGCAGACUUGCUGUUCCACCAGGUUUUGCAUCUCUUACAUCCUUUGUCUUGAGGAAGGAAGAAAAUGGCCAAAAAACUUCCUGCUGGAUGUCUUAUAUGGAUGCAUCCAAAAGAAAUCCAAUGCAAACGAAGGCCACACCUGACAAGGUUGAUGUUGAAAUGUUAAAGAAAUCUGUUAAGAGUAGACCAUGGAUACUCUAUAACCAGAGGAACCAAAUUACAGAGGAAUCUGAUAAGGAUCUUUCCUCUGAGAGUGGCCUUCAGAAAGAGAUAACCCAUGGAUGCCCAAAUAGAAGUAAUUCUCAUAAGAUAAAACCAGAGUUGUUUCAUGAAGAUGCAAAAGCAUACAACCUUGAAGAGGUUCCCAUUUUUUACCCAACUAAAGAGGAAUUUGCUGACACACUGAAGUAUAUUGAGAGCAUACGUCUAAGGGCAGAACCUUAUGGAAUUUGUCGUAUCGUUCCUCCUCCUUCUUGGCAGCCGCAAUGCCUUAUUAAGGAAUCAAAUGUAUGGAAAACCUCUGUGUUUGACACUGACAUUCAACGUCUUAAUAAGCUUCAAGCUCACUCUGUGCAGAGUGAAAGAGCUGAAUUUGAUAAAACUACGAAUGGUUUUGAGUCUAAACCUGGUCCAAAGCAUACUCUUGAAACAUUUAAAAAACAUGCAGAUGGUUUUGCUGAGCAAUAUUUUAGAUCAAAAUGUAAGGUUGAAAGAGAUUCUGCCAACUCAAAUCAGUGGGAGCCAUCAGUCAAGGAAAUUGGGGAUGAAUAUAAUCGGAUUGUGAAAAGUCCUUCUGAAGAAAUAGAGGUGUUACAUUGUGACAAUUUGGAUACUAGAUCUUUUGGCAGUGGAUUUCCAACAGUAUCUAAUCCUCUGGAGAUGUUCAAUUGUUCUGAGUAUCUUACUUCAGGCUGGAACCUAAAUAAUGUACCUAAGCUUCCUGGUUCUCUUCUUUCUUUUGAAAGUGACCAGACUUCCAGUAUAUCAGUGCCUAGGCUGCACAUAGGAAUGCUCUUUUCAUCCUUUCGUUGGAAAGUUGAAGAACACCACUUGUAUGCACUCUAUUAUGUGCAUUUGGGUGAACCUAAAGUAUGGUAUGCCAUCCCUUGGAGAUAUUCCUUUGAAUUUGAGGCUGCUGUGAGGAAAUACAAUCUGGAUUUGUUAAUUAAACAGCCUAAGGGCCCUGGAUUAUCCCCUUUCAUCUUGAAGUCUGAGGGUGUACCUGUCUGCCACUGCAUUCAGCAUCCUAGGGAGUUUGUUCUGGUUUUUCCAGGAAGUUGUCAUUCUGGAUUUAAUUGUGGGUUUAAUUGCGUUGAAGCGGUAAAUUUUGCUCCUCUUGAUUGGUUGCCUCAUGGGCAGAAUGCUGUAGAAUUCUAUCGAGAACAGGAAAGAAUUACAUCGAUUUCUCAUGAUAAGUUGUUGAUAAGUGCUGCCAGAGAAGCUGUGAGAGCACAGUGGGAACUCUCAUUAUUAAAGAAGAACACAUCAGAUAAUUUAAGAUGGAAAGAUGCCUGCGGAGAGGACGGGGCCUUAGCUAAAGCACUCAAAUCUCGUGUCAUGUGGGAAGGCAAUAGAAGGAAAUAUCUCUGCAUCUCUUCUCAAUCACUGAGGAUGGAUGCAAACUUUGACGCUAUCAGCAAACAGGAAUGCAGUAUAUGUUUAUGUGACUUGCAUCUUUCAGCAGCAUUCUGUCGAUGUUCUGCAAAUACAUAUUCAUGUCUAAUUCAUGCAAAGCAGCUUUGUUUUUGUCCUUGGACAGAGAGGAUUUUCCUAUAUCGUUACAACAUCAGCGAGUUAAAUACUCUUGUUGAAGCAUUGGAGGGAAAACUAAGUGCAGUUUAUAGAUGGGCUAGAGAGGAUCUUAAUUUGACAUUGCAUUCCACCUCCAAAGAUGGUUCAGACACAAACCCCCACCCAAAAGAACAGGAGAAGAAAGUGUACAAGUUUCCAGAUUCAUCAAUUUCUAUUAGCAAUGAAUGGAGCACAGUUGAUUCCAUUCGGGCAGAAAUAAAGACACGGGUACUCCAAUCAAAUGCAUCAAAACAGAAGAACAAAGGUUCAUCAUCAAAGGAACUGAAAUCAAAAGACAACACUGUAUCAUCUACAAUCGUUUCGGGCGAGGCUCUGGAUAACACAUCCUUUCUACAUGCUUCAAGUGCAAGCAUCUCGGUGUCAUCAGAAUCAGAGUCAUCAGAUUUUGAUCUUGACUGUCAUGUUGGAGACGUAAUAGGAUGCUUCUUCCCAAAUCCCAUUUCAAACCCUUCUCCUCAUCCUCAAAAAGAAGUCUCGUUGUCUCAAUUUCUCCAAGGUGAUACUAUAAAGCACAAGAAAGCAAGACUUUCUAAGUCAAAGAAACGAAGAAGACUGUCUUAGUAAUGCAAUUGAUCUCAGGCAAUGAGGCUGAGAACAAUACUUGAUGUAUCUACCGAAAACAAGUGUAUAUUUCUUUUAUAGCUUGAUAAUAGUCGGUUUUUUACCUUUUUCUCUUUUUUUUUUUCUUUUUUUUCUAGAUUAAGAAUUUGGGAACAAUUGUGUUCCCUUAAGAAAGAAUAGAAGAGAAAGAGAGACAUGUCUGAUAGGAUAUACAAUAUGGUUAGAGUUUAAAAAAAUAAUAAUAGUAUU
Messenger RNA from Rubroshorea leprosula, 2848 nucleotides. Lineage: Eukaryota; Viridiplantae; Streptophyta; Magnoliopsida; Malvales; Dipterocarpaceae. The record is from the annotation of a GenBank genome assembly.